UGUCUGGUGCUGAAUAAAUUUUUGGUUUGCGUGCCAGCACCAAAUAGUAUUUAAGAAUUUUAAAUUGUGAAUUUGGAAGUCGCCAGCACACCUUAUAGUUUGUAGAGAUUUUAGUUGAUUAAAAAGGGCGGUAAAAUGCCGUCAACUUGCUUAUUUGAGCUGGAUCGUCCCGAACCGAUUUACUAUAGCGGAGAAACGAUCAAUGGACGUGCUAUACUCACUACAACAUCCGAAAAGAACGUAAACGAGGUUUACAUACUCUUCGAGGGCGAGGCAAAAGUACGGUGGGAUGAGCGCAAGACAAGGACCCAAAACGGGAAGACACACCACUACACCGAGUACUACCGGGGCAAGCAAACCUAUCUAAAUACCCGGACCACUGUCUUUGGAUCGGGAACACUGCCCCCCGGCACCCACACCUAUAACUUUUGCAUUCCUCUACCGCUGGAAUGCCCCUCCUCGCUGGUUCAAAAAUACGGAAAAAUCUGCUAUGAAGUCUCCGUGGUCGUCGAUCGUCAGUGGAGGUUCAACAACGUCUUCAAGCAACCGCUGACGGUGCUGCAGACCUAUAAUCUCAACAUGAGCCCACAGUUGCUGAUGCCCCUGGUCCGUGAGGAUAUUAAACACUUUUGCUGCUGGCCCUGCAGCUCGGGACCGGUACUCUCGACGCUAACCAUACCCUUCGGUGGUUACGCUCCCGGCCAAAAGAUCCAUUUCAGCCUGGAAAUCGAUAAUCAAUCCUCUGGCUACGACUUAGAGGGCAUUGAUGUGAGCCUUAAGCAGACCUACAAGUUCCGCGCCCAGACACCUCAUUACAAGGAGCGCGAGAAGGAGGUUACCUUGAAUCAAAGUUGUCAGGGGGAGCAGGUGCUGCGACUCUCGAAAAAAAUCAUUAACGGAACGCUGGCUAUACCGCCGGUGCCACCUUCUUCCCGUAACGAAGGCGGAAUCAUAACGGUUGGCUACCGGAUCAUUCUGACAAUCUGCAUGGGUUCAUGUCACGUCGAUACGGACUUUGAUGUGCCAAUGGUCAUUGGAACGAUUCCCUUGGCCCAGAGUGCCGAGAAUCCAGAGCAUGCGGCCGAGUGGAUACCCCAAACACCGGACACUCCGGCUGGAGCUGCCGGGGAUCUGCCGCCCAGCUAUGACAAUUGCAAACCACCGACCUUUGAGGAGGCCACCAGCUCAGACGACAGGUUCAUCGAUAUCGAUGUGGACGAACACAAUCGCACGGAUGACUUUGUCCCACGUUAUCCAAUGUACACCAACUUUGCCAUGCCCUCGGCCCCGCCGCCUCCUUCAGAGGAUGCGGAGUCUGCACUCCUACCAACGGCUCCGGUUCUGUCUUUACCACAUGCCGCAACGGCACCAUCGAACGGCGAGAAUCCUACCACAUCAUAUGGCUGGAACGCCAACCCAUAGGCAACGGCAACUACCUCGAAUGGAAUCUCAGGACCAGCACAGCAAAUUGUAAUUGUGAAAUGUUUUUUUUUGUGUGCCUUGAAACGGCGAAGAAUUCGCUACCAAACUUAAUUUUUCCGAAGUGCUAUUUAUGAAUCUAAGCUUUUAACCAACCGCUUAAGUAAAUAAUAAAAUAUUUAAGUACUGCCUUGUGUCAAAAUUA
Drosophila kikkawai is the source of this 1624-nucleotide messenger RNA. RefSeq names its product arrestin domain-containing protein 3. The record is from RefSeq and is a predicted model, not a curated record. Gene Ontology annotation, cellular component: cytoplasm. Lineage: Eukaryota; Metazoa; Arthropoda; Insecta; Diptera; Drosophilidae. Gene Ontology annotation, biological process: protein transport.